Drosophila obscura is the source of this 936-nucleotide messenger RNA. RefSeq names its product serine/threonine-protein phosphatase Pgam5, mitochondrial (gene Pgam5-2). The transcript has a single exon. NCBI's taxonomy places the organism in Eukaryota, Metazoa, Arthropoda, Insecta, Diptera, Drosophilidae. Gene Ontology annotation, biological process: positive regulation of mitochondrial fission. The coding region runs from base 47 to 847 and encodes 266 amino acids. The record is from RefSeq and is a predicted model, not a curated record. Gene Ontology annotation, cellular component: mitochondrion.
GACUUUGCCUGACAGAUAGAACAAAUUAAAUGGUUUACUCUAAGUCAUGCACACUCUCCGUUUCCGUUUCCGUUCACUGGCCCCCACCACGAGCUUUUGGCUAAUCGGUCGCCAGCGGUCCACCUGUGUGGGGGAUGGGAGUGCGACUGGGGAGUCCAAGGGCACCUGGACCAACGACUGGGACCAAAGCAAUCCGAUGGCAGCCCAAGUGAGCAAGGGACAGAAGUCGAAGGCCUCGCGACACAUCAUCAUGGUGAGGCACGGGCAUUACAAAAAGACGCCGACUAGCGGCGAGCAGCUCACGGACCUGGGGCGACAGCAGGCCAAGUGGACCGGGCAGCGCCUGCGGCAAUUUAACAUCAGCUGGGACCAGGUGGUGGUCUCCACCAUGACGCGGGCCCAGCAGACGUCGGCGAUCAUACUGAAAGAGCUCGACUUUGAUUCCUGCCAAGUAAUCAAUACGGAUGAGCUGCGAGAGGGAGCACCGUAUCUGGGUGAUCCCCCGCAGAGAGGGAGCUCGCAGAAGCUGCAGGAUUUCGUUCGACGUGAUGGACCACGCAUUGAGGCCGCCUUCAAGCGCUACUUCUACCGUGCCCCGUCCGACCAGGAGCGGGACACGUACCACCUGAUCGUUUGCCAUGCCAAUGUCAUCCGGUAUGUGACGCUGCGUGCCCUUCAGUUGCCCCCCGAAGCCUGGACACGGCUCAGUCUGAACCACGGCUCCAUCACCUGGCUGACUGUAUUCCCAUCGGGCCACGUAUCGCUCCGCUUUAUGGGCGACUCUGGCUUCAUGCCCGUCGAUGAGAUCAGCUGCUGCCGUCGCAUCGCCAGGGCGACUCCUGAUUAAAUCAUUUCUGUGCAAAGUGGAAUGUCUAUUUUCGAAUACAUCACAUCAUUUGCAUCCGGAUAGUGUACCGGAUAGUUACCCCCCAAUAC